Molecule: messenger RNA, 831 nt
Organism: Daphnia pulicaria
Lineage: Eukaryota; Metazoa; Arthropoda; Branchiopoda; Diplostraca; Daphniidae
Exons: 4
Coding region: 231-695 (154 amino acids)
Source: RefSeq, a predicted model, not a curated record
ACCCCCGCUGGUCCCGUCACGUCAUUUAUUCCUUCGUAUUUCGACGCGUCUACCUGCACAAACGUUCUGGUUUCUUCCAGCAACUUCAACCGGAGACUCAAUUGAUCGCAACAGUUAACCCUAUUCUUCUCGAAUUUUCAAGUAGAAACAUUGACUAACUGUUCCGAGAGACGUAAGAGACAAGAAAACAAUUCAAAAGUCACCUGGCAUCACUUCUCACAAUCUACAAAAUGUUCGUCGUAACGAUGUCAACCAGAACGGCAGCGGCCGCCUAUCUUUUCUUCCUACUCGUCUCAUUGGCCAACACCGCCGUCCUCAACAGGUCAUAUGUGGAACGAAGCGCUGAGAAAAUGAAUGACGAUGCCAAUAUGUACACAGACAUUGAACUGAUUGAAGAUUACCCAAUGAAACCCGUAACAAUAUUUGACAUUUUAAAGCGCGUUCUGGCCCAAAAACCUGCGCCACCUGAACCGACUGAGCUAAUAAAGACUCCAUUCAGGAAGAGGACGUGCUACUUCAAUGCAGGAAUGUCUCACAGUUGCGACUACAAGGAGCUGCUCCAGUCGGCUGACGACGCCAACCAUUGGAGCAGCGAACACACUCCGGGCAAGCGCCGGAAGCGUUCUUCCCGCCGCGGACGAGCGCCGGCAGCGCGUUCCGCCGAUGAGCAACAACGUCCGGCACCAACACUCUGAGAGGAGAGAGAAAGCGAGAGAGAUAAUAAUCCAACCCACCUUUCACCUUUACAUAACCAGCCAACAAAUACACCGAAAAGACGAUUCAUUUAACCCCACCCUGGCCACUUAAUAUACACACGGACAACACAUUUAA